Aricia agestis (brown argus) is the source of this 3149-nucleotide messenger RNA. RefSeq names its product probable beta-hexosaminidase fdl (gene FDL). The transcript is spliced from 5 exons. Gene Ontology annotation, molecular function: beta-N-acetylhexosaminidase activity. The coding region runs from base 461 to 2362 and encodes 633 amino acids. The record is from RefSeq and is a predicted model, not a curated record. Gene Ontology annotation, biological process: carbohydrate metabolic process; glycosaminoglycan metabolic process; ganglioside catabolic process. NCBI's taxonomy places the organism in Eukaryota, Metazoa, Arthropoda, Insecta, Lepidoptera, Lycaenidae. Gene Ontology annotation, cellular component: membrane.
CUUGUUUUGAUGGAACUUUUCGUAAAUACUCUCAAAAUUAUUAUUGUAAAAUUAAUUUUUAAAUCAAAAGUGUCGCGUUUAUUAACAUAUGGUAUCAAUCAUAUUUUAAUUUACCACUAGUGUAAGAUAAUUAAUUGCAGUUUAGUUCAUCGUGGCAGUGCAGUGUUGUAAUCAAGCGAUCUUGAUUCAGUGAAUUUAAGCUUUAUCUUAUUGCUGUGCCAUAAUUACGUAGGACACUAAGAAUUUGUGGUCAAAAGUGUGUGUUUUCUUUAAAAAUAUACCACAUUAAAGGAGCACCGUUCGAGAAAAACAAAAUCAUAAUUUUGAUGCACGGAGGAGCAAUAAGAGUUCUCCGGCUCUCGGUGUAAAGAUGGGUACAAUGACAAGAUCUUAAAGGCCGGAGAACCUAGUGUGCACGCAUCUGGAUGGUAUACGUAAAAGGUGGAACAUCCCGCUAGCAAUGAAGUGGUGGGGCGAACCGCUGGGGCGGAGCGCGGGGGCUCACUUGUCGCGCGUGGGGCGGCUGCGGCGGGCGCUGGUGCUGCUCGGUGCUAUUGCGUGUACUGCUGCCGCGUUGCUGUACUGGCGACAACAGACGGACGACCGGGCUACUAGACCGCUGCACUCUUUAUUGGGGGGAAUCGAGCCACAAUGGUCUUGGGUGUGUCGCAACGACCGGUGCGAGAGGCUCCUGGCGGCGGAGACCAACGUGCUCCAGUCGCUAGCGACGUGCAACAUGCUGUGCUCCUCCACGCAGCUGUGGCCGCAGCCCACCGGCCCCGUCAGCCUCGCCACGGCGGCCGUACCCGUCCGCGCUAAAGGGUUCAACCUCCAGAUCCUGGCGUCACCCUCCCGCGAGGUAACAGACCAUCUCAGCGACGCUUUCGCUCUCAUGCGCGACGAUCUCAAAUCUCUGGAACGAAGCGCGGCCGGCGAUAUCCGAAGAUCAGAUAUAGGCGCCCCGAGAGAUGUCGUGGUUCGAGUAGCAGUAAACGGGAGCGCGGAUCCUCGCCUACGCCUCAAUACAGAUGAAAGUUACAAGCUGACGAUGAAGCCGGCCGGCAACGCGCUAGCAGUGGAUAUAACGGCGCGGUCCUUCUGCGGCGCAAGACACGGCUUCGAAACUUUAUCCCAGCUGGUCUGGCUCGACCCAUACGCAGGCUCGCUCCUCAUCAUCGAAGCGGCAUCCAUAGACGAUGCGCCGAAAUUCAACUUCCGCGGCCUGCUCCUGGACACCGCCCGGAACUACUUUCCCGUCAACGACAUCAUCCGCACGAUCGACGCGAUGGCCGCCUGCAAGCUGAACACCUUUCACUGGCACGUCAGCGACUCGCAGUCGUUUCCCCUGCGGCUGGCCAGCGCGCCGCAGCUCGCCCAGCACGGCGCCUACGGCCCGGGCUACGUGUACACGACCAACGACGUCAAAGCCAUCGUCCGAAGGGCCCGACUCCGCGGCGUGAGGAUCCUGAUCGAGAUAGACGCGCCGGCGCACGUCGGGCGCGCCUGGGCCUGGGGCCCCGCGGCUGGGGUGGGCCACCUGGCGCACUGCGUCGAGCUGGAGCCCUGGAGCGCCUACUGCGGGGAGCCCCCCUGCGGCCAGCUCAACCCGCGCAACCCCCACGUGUACGACAUCCUCGAGAAAAUCUACAAGGAGAUCAUCGAUCUGACGGGAGUCGACGACAUCUUCCACCUGGGCGGGGACGAGGUGUCGGAGCGGUGCUGGGCGCAGCACUUCAACGACACGGACCCCAUGGAGCUGUGGCUGGAUUUCACGCGCCGGGCGAUGCUCGCACUGGAGAAGGCGAACGGGGGGAAGGCUCCCGAGUUAACCCUGCUGUGGUCGUCGCGGCUGACGCGCACGCCGUAUCUAGAGCGGCUGGACAAGCGGCGGUACGGGGUGCAGGUGUGGGGCGCGUCGCGCUGGCCGGAGUCGCGCGCGGUGCUCGACGCCGGGUUCCGAACGAUCGUGUCGCACGUCGACGCCUGGUACCUCGACUGCGGGUUCGGCUCGUGGCGCGACAGCUCCGACGGCCACUGCGGUCCGUACCGCUCCUGGCAGCAGAUCUACGAGCACAGGCCCUGGAUCGAGGAGAUGCCGUCGACGGGCGCGAAGUCGUGGAAAGUCGAGGGGGGUGCGGUGUGCCAGUGGACGGAGCAGCUCAGUCCGGGGGGGUUAGAUGAUCGGUUGUGGCCGCGGACGGCGGCGCUAGCCGAGCGGCUGUGGUCGGACCGCGCGGAGGGGGCGGCCGCUGAUAUGUAUCUGAGACUGGACACCCAGCGUUCGAGGCUACUAGUGAAGGGGGUCCGCGCGGCGCCGCUCUGGCCCAAGUGGUGUACACACAACCCCCACGCCUGCCUUUAAGCCUGAGAGAGCUAGAUUAUUUGAAGCUGCUUACUCUUAUUCUGCACGGUAUUAUCAUAAUGUUUGUGAUGACAUGAAUUUUAACACAAUUUUUUUUGUGAGUGAAUAAGUAAGUAUAAUUUUAAAUCCAAAAAAUGAAGGUCACAACUACGAACUUAUAUUUUAAAAUCCUUAAUAGAAAUUGUUUCGUGUUAUAAUGUAAGAUGAAUUAUUAUGACACCACUGGUAACAUUAUGGUAAUACGGUGACUUGGUGUCUAUGGUUUUUGACAGGUUCUUCUUUUCAACAGCGUUCUUGAUUGGUUAUCGUGUUUGACGUUGGCCAAUCAGAAGCGGCCAACAUAUAUCCUGUCAAAAACCUUAAAGUUUGGGCACAAAAAGGCCCGUUUGACGUAGUUAGACCGCCGUUUUAUUUAGGAGCCAAUGUUGUAACACUAUAGUUGGAUGCUGUGUACAUAAGUAGUUAGAGUUUGUACAGCGUUGUGAGAUCACAAGUAGGUUUAUGAGUAACUUAAUUAGGUAGGUGUAUAAAAUUAGAAUAAAUUUUGUAACAAAAUACAUGCAGGUAAAUGUCAUUACAGAAUAGUAAAUAUCGGAGCAGAGGGCGUAAACAAUCCGAUCAAAAUCCAACAUGUUGGCUGUUGCACACGUCGUGUCUAAACACACUAGGCCGAAGUUAAGCGGCGUAAUUUCCGCAUGAUUACGCCCGAAAUGUCAAACGCUGAACGCAAUACGGACAGAACGCGACGGAAUAGUGUGUCAUCGGUAAUUUAAAAUACAUUGCGGGC